AUGCUCCAAGUCUGCAAUCCUACGCCUCAUACAUUCCCUCAAGUGCAUCCUGAGCACUUGAUCUACCGGCUACGAGAAGUGCCCUCGACAGGAACGAUGGAGCCACCCUCGGCACCCAAUCCAGCUGGCGAUGCUGGUGUCCUGCCCGAGUUUGGGAGUCUGACCCUGCAAGAAGCGCCGUCUCCGCCCGCGAGCGAGGAAGAGCUGGAUGUGUGUACCAUGCCGCGAGAGUCAGCCAUGAAGUUGAUUGCUCGGGCCAUUGUUGCCAUGGCCAACGCAGCGGGAGACGUGCCUGCAACACCACCGCUGACGCGGACCCUUUCGAAAGACAACCUUGCGGCGCUCAAAGGCCAUCGUCGCGUAGCCUCCCGACCUGCCACGCCCAUCCCUGUCGACAAGGAAAACCAUCCACCCACCCAGCUUGCGCCAGCAGAGGCGGAACACGACGAGCCCACCAUUGCGCACGACAUCGGCGCCGGUGCGUUGCCAGAGCACCUUCAACGGGCAAACAUGGCAAGAAAGUUCUUCUCCAGGACCGUUCCCAAAGUGGGCGUGGAAGAGUACAUGAACCGGAUCCAGAAGUACUGCCCACUCUCGACGGCUGUUUGGCUCGCCGCUGGCUCCUACAUUCUCCGACUUUGCGUCAUCGACAAGGUCGUUCCUCUGACGUACCGCACGAUGCACCGCUUGAUCCUUGCGUGUGCCCUGGUGGCGAUGAAGGCGCUCGAGGACCAUCGCUGGCCACAGAAGCGCUUCGCUGCGGUGGGGGGCGUGGACGAGGGUGCACUCUGUCGAUUGGAGCUCUGCGUCGAGUUCCUGCUGUCUUUCAACGUCCAGAUCUUCUCGCCGGAGAAGCUGAAGGACUUGACCAUCUCGCUGCAGAAGGCGGGCCAAGCAGCCACCAUGACGAGCAGGCUGCCGACGAGCUUCAGCCUCAAGCUGGGCAACCCUAGGCUUCGACGAGAAGUGGCUGCUUGA
Molecule: messenger RNA, 978 nt
Organism: Ascochyta rabiei
Lineage: Eukaryota; Fungi; Ascomycota; Dothideomycetes; Pleosporales; Didymellaceae
Product: Xaa-Pro dipeptidase
Exons: 1
Coding region: 1-978 (325 amino acids)
Biological process (GO): regulation of cyclin-dependent protein serine/threonine kinase activity
Cellular component (GO): nucleus; cyclin-dependent protein kinase holoenzyme complex
Molecular function (GO): protein kinase binding; cyclin-dependent protein serine/threonine kinase regulator activity
Source: RefSeq, a predicted model, not a curated record